Molecule: messenger RNA, 1694 nt
Organism: Annulohypoxylon truncatum
Lineage: Eukaryota; Fungi; Ascomycota; Sordariomycetes; Xylariales; Hypoxylaceae
Product: S-adenosyl-L-methionine-dependent methyltransferase
Exons: 7
Coding region: 535-1278 (247 amino acids)
Molecular function (GO): S-adenosylmethionine-dependent methyltransferase activity; O-methyltransferase activity
Source: RefSeq, a predicted model, not a curated record
UGGCGGUGUGAUGGUUGUCCUAAUCACAUCCAUACCUGCAAGAGCGCUAGUAUGAAAGUGCGGAGAUAUAAGUUUCAUCUUAUCUGAUCCGCGCGCUUCGGAUCUAUCGGCGAACUCGUCAGGGUUGACGGGGUUUCGGCUCCGGAGUCGGGGUAGCUACGCAGGCACUAGACGAUUUAGGUACAUAAGUGGCAGGAAGCUAUGGACCCAUGGAUCCAUGGAUGGAAGGAGAGGAGAAUGACAAAGGAAUUAUACUAUAUACCCUGGUGAAGGUGACGCAAUCAGUCUCUACGGUUUCAAUAAUUGUUUUAAAGUUAUAUCCUCCUUUGGCGAACCGCAUUUCUACAUUUUUUUCAUCUCAUGAUCCCAGCCUGCGUGUCCCAUUCGUUCCAGAUAAGACGUGACAGUGACUCGUAAUAUCUUACGAGGAAGUAUAUAAUCAGCUUGUUGGCUGCCUUCAGCCUUUGGUUUCGUCAAUCAUUCUUUGUCCAACAUAUACACUUAUCUACAUCUAUUACAUCAAGAACAGUCAAGAUGAAGGAAGGGACAACACUGCUCUACACCACCGAGACGCUGGGCGACCGCGUCUCCAAAUACUCUGAGUCUAUCUCAGUCCCAGUUCCUCAGAAACUCAGAGACUACCAUGCCCGUAUUUUCAAGGAGCGUGAUGAUUCUAACUACAUGAUCUCGACCUUUGAGUCUCAGGCUUUGAUCUUUCUCGCACGUAUGAUCGGCGCUAAGAGAGUUCUCGAAAUUGGCGUUUAUGUUGGAUUUUCGGCUAUGAUCUGGAGCCAUGCUGUCGGGCCUCAAGGCAAGGUCACGGGUCUUGAGUACGAUGAAGAGUACUCCGAGUUAGCCCGACAAGCCGCGAAGGAAAACGGCUACGACAACAUCGAGAUCCACACCGGCGAUGCUGCUGAGACCCUACCCAAGCUCGCUUACCCCGACGAGCCGUACGACAUCGUCUUCCUCGAUGCCAACAAGACAGCGUACCCAGGAUAUUUGGCCAAGAUCCUAGAGAUGUCUCAGCCGGGCGCGAAGCAGCGACUCGUGCGACCGGGCGGAAUCAUCGCGGCGGACAACGCGCUGCGACGUGGCCUCGUCGCCGACUCUAGCUCCGAUAACCCGUGGCUGCCCGCCGACUUCGAUGGCGUCUGGGAAGGCAGCGCCGUCGCUGCUAUUCGCAAAUACAACAAAGCGGCGGCAGAGAAUAGUCGUUUGGAGACCCUGAUGGUCCCGCUUUGGGACGGAUUGAACUUGGCUAGACUUGUGGAUUAAGUGCCUAAGUAGUUGGACAGUUAGUCCGGACUUAUUUUCUUAUUUAGGGCAAGGCUACGUUGGGCUGAGAUGAUGGUGCGAGAUUCGAUUUAUGAUAUAGGACAAUUUUGCGAAUUAGGUAUCAUUUAGGCCCCUCGGCUACGUACGGUGUUACCGUAUGCGACUGUUGGAGGACAGGGGCUGGAGACCUUAUUCGCAUCGCCGCCGCCGCCCGGUAACCAAUCAAUUUAUUUGGUUACCAUUCACUUGGACUCCUGUUGGUGAUGAUACUAUGAGAGCCACAUAUACGGUGUCACGGUGUCACCCACCAUCCUGGCGGGAAUUGAAUUCGCCCACCGUCCCGUGUCUUGGCACGGGUAACCAUAUCAAGCCCCGCGAACGCCACCACAUUGGUCGACCGGAUAAGGCGAUAUGCU